Hemibagrus wyckioides is the source of this 4071-nucleotide messenger RNA. RefSeq names its product solute carrier family 45 member 3. Lineage: Eukaryota; Metazoa; Chordata; Actinopteri; Siluriformes; Bagridae. Gene Ontology annotation, cellular component: membrane. The record is from RefSeq and is a predicted model, not a curated record. Bases 304 to 1923 code for a protein of 539 amino acids. Gene Ontology annotation, molecular function: sucrose:proton symporter activity. The transcript is spliced from 6 exons. Gene Ontology annotation, biological process: transmembrane transport.
AGAAGCUGAAUUUCAGGUUGUAGAGUAUUAUUUUCCAGCUCUACAGACUUCCUGGUUAGACUCCUCCCUUUCAGCUGAGAUGAAACUCCAGGUCAGAGUGACACACUGUACAUGUGAGAAAACGGCUGAACAACACAAGGAACUUCUUUAACAGACUCUGCACCUGAACAUCUGAACGUGACAUCAUGGAGGAUUCCUGGUCAAGGAUGAAGCUCCAGAUCACAUCCAAAUCCACCGUCAGAGCGUCCUUCACCCAGCAGCUGCAUUAGUGUGAAGAUAAGUGAACCCGCUGAUCUUCUGGCCAUGCGUAAGAGGAUCUUGGACUUGUUCCUGGUCAACGUGUUGACGUGUGGGCUGGAGAUAUGCAUGGCUACCGGCACCAUCUACAUCCCGCCCCUCCUCCUGGAGGCCGGAGUGCAGGAACGCUUCAUGACCAUGGUGCUUGGUGUGGGUCCUGUCCUGGGUUUAUUAUUCGUCCCUCCGCUGGGUUCGGCGAGUGACAGAUGUUGCAGUCGUUAUGGCCGCCGACGUCCCUUCAUCUGGGCCCUGUGUGUCGGCGUGCUGCUCGGCCUUGUGGUCAUUCCUCGUGCUUCCCAGAUCGCCUCUCGGGUCUCUGAACAGCGUGGGUUGGAGCUUCUGCUGUUAGUGUUGUCCAUCUGCGUGUUGCAGUUCUGUGGUCAGGCCUGCUUCACCCCUCUGGAGGCACUGGUGUCUGAUCUCUUCCCCGGAGAAGCGGACAGCCGCCAGGCGUUCUCCGUCUACUCCAUCAUGCUCAGCCUGGGAGGAUGCAUUGGGUAUCUGCUCCCAGCCGUGGACUGGACAGGCCUGGGUGCGUCCUCUUACCUGGGAGGCCAGGAGGCCUUCAUUUACUUUCUCCUUACUGUGAUCUUCCUCUUAUGCCUCAUGACCACAGCCUUGAUUUCUGAGGAGCAGACGGUCAAAACAGUGAACGAGUCGUCCAGGAGAUCUCUGAGCUUGUACGCCGUGUGCUGUUGGCCAUCCGGGUUGUUCUCCAGGGCUCAGGCGCUGAAGCGUGCUGUGGUUAGCCUGUUCACAGUCAUGCCCAGACUCUGGUCAUUCUCCAGCCACGUUCCCAGGGUGAUCUCUCGGCUGUUUGUGGCUGAGCUGUGCAGCUGGAUGGCUCUGAUGACGUUCGUGUUGUUUUAUACAGACUUUAUGGGGGAGGGAUUGUAUGAUGGCGUGCCCAGCGCUAAGCCAGGCUCUCCGGAGAGACUUCGCUAUGAGGAAGGUGUGCGCAUGGCCAGUCUCGGGCUGUUCCUGCAGUGUGUGACCUCGGUGACCUUCUCUAUCCUGAUGGAGCGGAUGGUGGAGCGUGUUGGUGCGCGUGUUCUGUACCUGAGUAGCUUGGGGCUGCUGACGUUCAGCACAGCUGUAAUGACCGUCUCGAAGAGCGUCGUCCUGGUGACCGCGAUGGCGGCGAUGACGGGUUACACCUUCUGUACUCUGCAGAUCCUGCCGUACACGCUCACCUGUCUUUACCACGCAGACAAGCAGGUAUUUUUUUCCAGUAGCAGACCCAAACUCCUAUCCAGCAGAGAAAGCCUGGUCGAAUCGACUCAUAAGCAGAUUUCUGGCUUGUACCGAGAAACAAACGGAUGUUUAAACGGUCACGCUCCAACUCCCUCGGCUGUUUCCCCGUCAAUCAAUUCCCACGUCUCCCUGUACGUGGACGCAUCGUCCGGUUCCUACCAGCCUCAGAGAGGAAUGUGUCUGGACAUGGCCAUCCUGGACAGUGCAUAUCUCCUGUCUCAGGUCGUCCCAUCGCUCUUCAUGGGCUCCAUCGUGCAGCUCUUCAGCAGCGUCUCCGUCUACAUGGUGUGUGCUUCGGUCCUCAGCCUGCUCGCCGUCGUCUUUUCCAGCAGGAUCGUCUUCACCAGGCAGGAAAUGGAAAUGCUAAAGUGACUCUGCUGUAGACUGACUGAACCUUUAUAGUGUUUAAUGCUAUAAAUAAAUAAGUGCAUUCUGUCCAGGGAUCAAUGCAGCGUUGUCAUGCUUCUAAGUGCCUUAAAUAUGGCUGAGGUCCAAACAGCUGCAAUGACUUAAAGGGGUGUGUUUGCUAUUCACCAGUUCACUAAUCUCUCCCAUUUGUGAAGGAAUUCUCCAUAAUCUCUCCCAUUCCCAAAGGAAUUCUCACUAGUCUCUUCCAAUCCCUAAGAAAAUCUGACCAGUCUCUCCCGUUCCCAAAAGGAAGUCUCGCCAGUCUCUUUCAUUCCCAAAGGAAUUCUCAAUAGCAAUCUCUCCCAUUCCCAAAGGAGUUCUCACCAGCCUCUCCCAUUUCCAAAGGAAUUCUCACCAAAUCCCGAAGGAUUCUACUCUUGAAAAAAUUCUGACCCAUGCCUCUUGCUCUUGACAGAAUUCUCACAAGGUCAUACUUUCCCAAUGGAAUUCUGACCAAUCCUACCUGCUCCUGAACUCUCUCCAACCUCACUAAUGAAAUUCUGACUCAUCUCGCCCACUCCUGAUGGAAUUCUGGCCUUUUUGUGUGUGUGUAUGUGAGAAAAUGUGGUAUGGGAUGUGGAAGUUUAGUAUUUGGACUACUAAACAGGUUGUGAGUUAGAAUCCCAGCUCUACCAAUCUGCCACUGCUGGGCCUCUGAGCAAGGCCCUUAACCCUCAAUUGUAUAAAAUAAGAUAAAAUGUAAGUCACUCUGGAUAAGAGCGUCUGCCAAGUGCCUUCAAUCCUUAAAUGUGAUGAGGAAACCUGCAAAAUGUGAUCACAUGAUUCAGACUGAAAGUAUAAAAUAUGUAAAUGGUAUCACUUCCAGCUUCUUCAAACACAUCUGGCUUCAUCACUGAUGAAGAUCGCCUUUUUAUAGACGCUACUGGAGAGCAUCAGGCUAGUUCACCGAAAGUCUGUAGCAAAUUCUUGCCCUGUUUUCACACUAGCAAGAGACGGGUCAUGCGAGUCGCUUGUACUAGGUCUCUUGUGGUCAUUAAGCGGCGGCUACUGUCGUCUCUUGCUACUGUUAUAAGCAACACAAUUGGACUCGUGCAGUAAUCUGUGUGAAAAAUAGUAGUUUUUUUAAAUGACCUGUUAUAUACUAAGCUUCAUUAGUAGAUUAGCAAAGCAAACUAACUGUACUAGCGAUGAACACACUAUACUAAACUCUGCUUGUGUGAAUGUAUUGUAUUGUAUGUGAGUGUACUGAUGGUUAAAGUUGAUUUCAUUCACAGCCGUUCAUAACUUAUUUGAAUGUAUGAUGUAUUUAUUAUGGCCUUUGGGCCACUUUAUGGAAUAUGGAGAGCUGAAGUGACAUUUUGUUAAAGUUUUGUAAAUCAUUCAGGUUUAAAAAUGAUAUUUAUUUCCAAGUUAUUAAGAGAUUUUAUGACUGGAAUGUUGUAUAGAAUGAGUUCCAUUUCAUUCUGAAUGUACCUCCGUUGAUUUAACCACUAAUUCAUUUGAACUUUGAUCUAUAGAAGGUUUUCUUGCUUAGCAAAAAUAUUAAAUAAUGUGCUUUAUAUUUUAAUCUUUUACUUCCAAUUAUAGAAGAUCCGUAAUUUAGAGUUGAUGAAGAAAAAUUCUUCACAGAUGUUUCUCCCCGAAAUGGCGACGCCCACUGAGAUUUGAUUAGCAUUUUACGCUAAUUCUGCUGUAAAUACAGCGAUAGGGCUCACUGAGGCCUUUUUCUUGGAAAUUUACCAUCAGAUCUGAGAGAAAGUUUGCUAUUUCUCAGUUUGGAGUCGUUUUUAGUGUCAUUCUGUCUUUAUAUUGUCUGCAAAAGAUAUCUCUACAGACUAGGUAGCAAAAUAAUAGCCUAGUGCCUGGUUUCCCAGUUGCCUUGCAACUUGUUUAAGGUCCUUAUUUCAAAAUCAACUUUUAAAAGAAAGAAAAGGCGAAUAUUUAUGACUUAAUUGACUAUAUUUGAGGGAAAGGAGGGUGAAAAUCUGGUAAUUCUUUUAAAAAUAAGAGUUUUUGUGUUUGUUUUGUGAAUUAGGAUGAACUCUUGCAACCUGCUGUCUUUUAUAUUGAUUUUAUUUUAACCCUGCAUUAUCACAAUUUCACCCCAGAGCCUGGAUUCUUUGGCGCUAUAUCUAUAUCUAUCUAUAUAUA